Molecule: messenger RNA, 1904 nt
Organism: Exophiala oligosperma
Lineage: Eukaryota; Fungi; Ascomycota; Eurotiomycetes; Chaetothyriales; Herpotrichiellaceae
Exons: 3
Coding region: 53-988 (311 amino acids)
Biological process (GO): mitochondrial respiratory chain complex IV assembly; intracellular copper ion homeostasis
Cellular component (GO): mitochondrial inner membrane
Molecular function (GO): copper ion binding; copper chaperone activity
Source: RefSeq, a predicted model, not a curated record
UUAUCAUCUAUCAUUACCAGGUGCUGAACCCCGUUGCAACGAGACCGACAAGAUGCCUGUGCAGAUGUCUCGUCUCCAGCAAGCCGCACGGCGCCUUAUUACCCAGCCAGAGAGGACGAUCUCGAAGGCAUCGCAGACCUAUGCGACAACCUCGUCCAUCAGACCACCAAAAUCGCAGUCAUUUCGGCGGCAGCCUCUAUCAUCGCAAUGCAUGCAAUUACGGCAUUUUUCAUCAUCGGGCGCAAGAUUCGGUGCCGGGGAUAAGAUGUACCAUCGCACAGGUCCAUUCUCAUUCAGAUCAGCGGCCCUCUUCGUCGGCGUCGGUGCGGCGAUGGUGUUCUACUUUCAAUACGAGAAAGCCAGACUCGAGCGAAAACGACUCACGGAGAUGAGCAAAGGCUACGGCAAACCUAAAGUCGGGGGACCGUUUACGCUGAAAGACCUGGACGGCAAUGAAUUCACCGAGAAAGAUCUAUUGGGGAAAUAUUCGAUGAUAUACUUUGGAUUCAGCCAUUGCCCGGACAUCUGCCCAGAUGAACUCGACAAGUUGGGGGAGGCCAUCGAUAUCAUCCAGGAAAAGGCACCGAACGUCAUGAGAUCAAUCUUCAUCUCCUGUGAUCCCAACAGAGACACUCCUGAGGUCCUCCGCAAAUACCUUGCCGAGUUUCAUCCUUCGAUAGAGGGGUUGUGCGGAACAUGGCAACAAACAAAGGAUGUGUGUAAGCAGUACAGAGUGUACUUCUCGACACCACCGAACUUGGAACCCGGUGAGGAAGACUAUCUGGUUGACCACAGCAUAUACUUUUACGUGAUGGAUCCGGAAGGCGACUUUGUGGAGUGCAUUGGAAGACAAGACACGGCAGAGAGUGCUGCUGCGAUUCUUCUGCAACAUGUGAGAGACUGGCAAAGGGAGGGCAAGCCGCUUGAUACGACGCCUCUACCUUAUCUUACCGCCAAAACCAAGGACUCGACGACUGCGGCGAAAUAAAUCCACCACACCACUUCUAUUGACGGCUACUGAUGUCUCAUCCAGCACAGACUUGUGGACGUCGUUAUGAGGAAAGUUGGAAAGAGAGGCCACCGUUUGCAUUGGAUUUACUGUACAUACAUAAGCAUUGCGACGGUGCACUUUGCGAUGUAAAACUCCACUUCUCACCUAUAUGUAAUAUAAAAUAUGUCGGAUGAUGGCAAACAAGAUGUGUGGAAAUAUAUGGAGUACCAAUUGAAAGGAUCAUCUUUUGCGCCUUGAGCCUCAAUCUCGGCCCUGGCAUUUCCAAGAUCACGCCGUCUCUCAUCUUGCAUAUGGACAGCAGCCAAUGCGAAUGCUUCCCAGCCACUUCAAUUCCAGCGCUGGCUGACGAAAACCUGAGAAGGGAAGGUCUCUUGCCCGAAGAAGAGCGAUGGGCAUGCAGGGGAAACAUUAAGCACACAAUUACUGCGUCAUGCCCGGGGUGAGUGGAAAGACGUCGAAGGAAAAGUGAGGCGGUGAGCACGAACGUGGCUCCAUUGAAACGGCGAGGAAGACAUGAUUUUGUGCGAAUUUGGAUUUAUUCCUACCAGCCGGUGGACAACAGUGGAUAUGGAAGGCCUGGGUAGCGAACUAGAACCCCAUUACUUUGCCAAAGGCCCUACAAGAAACAAAGACUGUUGCGAGGAGAACUAGCAUCAUCGACAACAUGUGUUUUAUGCUUGUCAGAGAUAUUUGCGACGCCAAACUGAUACGCGUACUCGUAUGGACACAAUGUUUUGAUAAUGGCUUCUGAGCGUGGGUUUUGUGGGAGUCUAUGAAAAAUGACGUACGAGGGGCGAGUACGGAGUAUGGCGCCUUUGCGAUAGCUCGUACGAGCGAUAUUGCCUCUGAGCGAUGUGCCAGAACGUUUGACCGGCAAAAAUUUCAAGUGUGC